AUGGCUUCUGAAGAAACUUCGUGGGGCAAUGAAGGAUUUGCGGCCGCGGAAGGCGAUCAUACUCAGCAUAGCGACGAACAAGUUGAUAACUUUGCUCAAGACUCCCAUGUGUCAGGUGAAUCAGCGGAUAAUGGAACCGAGGAUGGAGGGGAUUAUGAUCCCGAAUAUGUCCCCGAUGAAUCAGUUGUCCCAGACCCUCCAGUCCCUGAAAAAGCCGCCCCCGCUGUCCCUUCGCAACGUCCUGCAUCAUCCAAGCCAAAAAUGUCGGGCGGCUUCUUAGUGGAAGCCUCCGACGACGAAGACGAAGACGACGACGAAGGAGGCAAUGCAGCAGGCCCUGGCCAGCGCGAGCCCUCGGCAUCGCAGAGCCAAGCCGGUCAGCCCACCGAGGCCAAGGCCUCAAGUGCCUCAGUCCCUCCUGUUCCCACCAAUGUCCCUUCCAAUGUGACUGCAACACCAGUGGCUAGCCUGAAUCCGGUAACGUUGCUCGAGGCUCGCAUUAAGGAGGAUCCUCGAGGGGACAUGGAUGCGUGGCUCAAUCUCAUUGCCGACCAUAAGCGCAACAGCAGGCUGGACGACCUUCGCAAGGUUUACAACCGGUUCCUGGAGGUCUUUCCCCAAUCGGCUGACGUGUGGGUCGAAUGGAUCGAAAUGGAACUCGGCAUGGACAAUUUCGUCGAUGCUGAACAGCUCUUUGGGCGAUGCUUGAUGUCGGUCCCCAACGUCAAACUGUGGACUGUCUACCUCAACUACAUCCGCCGACGGAACGAUCUCAACAACGAUCCUACCGGCCAAGCCAGGAGGACCAUCACGCAAUCAUACGAGUUCGUGAUUGAUAACAUUGGCGUGGAUCGGGACUCGGGCAACAUCUGGCAGGACUACAUCCAGUUCAUCAAGAGCGGCCCUGGCCAGAUUGGGGGCACCGGUUGGCAAGACCAGCAAAAGAUGGACCAGCUGCGCAAAGCCUACCACCGCGCGAUAACCGUUCCCAUGUCCACAGUGAACAAUCUGUGGAAGGAGUACGACCAAUUUGAGAUGGGGCUCAACAAGGUGACGGGACGCAAAUUUAUCCAGGAGCGAUCUCCUGGAUACAUGUCUGCCAAGAGCGGUAACAUCGCCUUGGAUAACAUUACCCGAGACUUGAAGCGCACGAAUCUUCCCCGGCUGCCGCCGGCUCCAGGAUUCGAAGGCGACCAGGAGUUUCGGCACCAGGUGGCCCUGUGGAAGAAAUGGAUCGAGUGGGAGAAGGAAGAUCCGCUGGUGCUCAAGGCGGACGAGCCAAAAGUAUUCGCACAGCGGGUCCUGUACUGCUACAAGCAGGCCCUCAUGGCCCUGCGCUUCUGGCCAGAACUAUGGGUUGAUGCAGCCGAAUGGUGCCUUCAAAGCGACAUUGCCGAGGUCGACAAGGAGAUGGGCGUCGAGUUCCUAAUUCAAGGAAUCGCCGCCAACCCAGAGAGCGUCCUGCUUGCUUUGAAGCACGCAGACCACAUCGAAGCCACUUCGCCGCUCAGGGAGGGAGACAAGGCUGAAUACGCCAAGGCCGUGAGGAAACCUUUCGACGAUGUUUUGAACAGGCUGUAUGCACUGGGAGACAAGGCGAAGGAGCGGGAGAAGCUGGAGAUAUCCACUCUAAAGCAGGCGGCGGCACAGGAGGCUCCCCUGCAGCAGUCCAUCGAGCAAAACUACGACGACGACUACGAAGAUGGAGCUUCGAAGAAGACUUCUGUCGAGGAACGUAUUGCUGCUAUUCAAAAGGGCUACGCUGCCGAGACCAACAUCCUUUCUCGCACAAUUUCGUACGUGUGGAUUGCCAUGGCCAGGGCGAUCCGUCGUAUCCAGGGAAAAGGCAACCAGACAGAUGGUGGACUGCGCAAAGUCUUCACCGAUGCUCGGCAAAAGGGACGCCUCACCAGCGACGUGUAUGUUGCCGUUGCCUUACUGGAGUCUGUUGUGUACAAGGACCCAGUCGGUGCCAAGAUUUUUGAGCGUGGAGCCCGCCUGUUUCCCAAUGACGAAGGCUUUAUCGUCGAGUAUCUGAAGUUUUUGCAUUCCAAGGACGAUACAACGAAUGCUCGGGUGGUUUUCGAGACUUGUGUUAACCGCCUUAUCGCCAAUCCAGAGACACUUCACAAAGCCAAACCUCUAUACGCGUACUUCCACAAGUACGAGUCCCAAUACGGCGAACUAUCCCAGAUCCACAAACUCGAGGCGAGGAUGGCAGAGCUGUUCCCUGAAGACCCGAAGCUCAAGAACUUUGCGGCUCGCUACUCGUCUGACAAAUUCGAUCCGAUUGCCGCCCCCGUGAUCAUUUCGAAAGCUGCCCAAAUGCGACCCAAGCUUGCUGCCCCCCUCAUUGAACAGCCUGCAUCAUCCCGCAACAGCUUCCCCCCACAGAGAGAGCAGAGCCCCCGACCACAGUACGUCAGAGCCACUGCGUCUCCGAAACGGCCCCUUGGCCCAGAUGACGAGGAGCUCAACCCCCCAAAGAGGCUCGCUAGAGGCGCCUCUCCUCUCAAGGGGGCAGCUGGCCGACGACUUGACCAGCAGCGCCGCAAUCAAUCAUCAGCCCUCCAUCGGGACAUUACGUUCCUCCUGGGCAUCUUGCCUCCCGCCCACACAUAUGACUCGCAGCGACUGAACGCAGCUGCCAUGGUCUCACUCCUCCGGGACACGCCACUUCCCGAUUACGCUACCUGGAAAGCACAGACCGGAGGGCAAUAUCGGUUUACCGCCCCCGUCCAUGGUCGACAAGCUUCGGGGGACUUUUCCCGGCCAAUCAGUCCAUAUGGACGAAUCGCCCCUGCUUCUAACGUCUAUAGACAAUCGCCUCUUCGAACAGAAGCUGGAAGUGCGUUUCCCACGGCCCCAUACGGGGGGACUGAUGCGAAUGCGGCUCCGAGUCAAUGGCCGCCAGCGCCGACGGGAGGAUACAACGCGCCGGCGCCUGGUCAGUAUGGAGGAUAUCGCUUUCAGUAG
Trichoderma reesei QM6a is the source of this 2976-nucleotide messenger RNA. RefSeq lists its product as uncharacterized. NCBI's taxonomy places the organism in Eukaryota, Fungi, Ascomycota, Sordariomycetes, Hypocreales, Hypocreaceae. The record is from RefSeq and is a predicted model, not a curated record. The coding region runs from base 1 to 2976 and encodes 991 amino acids. Gene Ontology annotation, biological process: mRNA 3'-end processing. Gene Ontology annotation, molecular function: protein binding; mRNA binding. The transcript has 4 exons. Gene Ontology annotation, cellular component: nucleus.